Molecule: messenger RNA, 3094 nt
Organism: Siniperca chuatsi (mandarin fish)
Lineage: Eukaryota; Metazoa; Chordata; Actinopteri; Centrarchiformes; Sinipercidae
Gene: pou5f3
Product: POU domain, class 5, transcription factor 3
Exons: 5
Coding region: 363-1790 (475 amino acids)
Biological process (GO): regulation of transcription by RNA polymerase II
Molecular function (GO): RNA polymerase II cis-regulatory region sequence-specific DNA binding; DNA-binding transcription factor activity, RNA polymerase II-specific
Source: RefSeq, a predicted model, not a curated record
CACCCGCAGCUGUGAUUACGAAAAGCUGUGGUGUCGGGGCAGGAAAGGAGCAUUUGAGCUUGAAGGUGAGGUGAGUGACGGUGGUGUUAAAGAUAGGGCUUCAUGGAGUAGGCCGUAGGCGUAUUGGCGGUUAUGUUGAACCAAAACGGCAACUGCGUUAACCUAAGUUUUAGCACAAUUUCCCCCAGAAAGGACUUUUCUCGGACAGGUGCUGGGUUAUUUCUGGAGAGCUUCUUCCUUUCUCAUCCCUCUUUGGGUUUGAAUUUGAAACGGAUGAGCAGGUUGAGCAGUCACCGCUGACUUUUUUUAAACUUUACAUUUUGGACGCGCGCUUGUUAAUAGGCCCUCACACCGUUUGGAGGAUGUCUGAAAGAUCGCAGAGUCCGGAGUGCCAAAGCCGGCCGUAUGACUUCAGUCGGACCAAUCCUUGCACCCAAAUUUUGGGUCAGGAGAGUUUGGGUAGCGCUGCGUCAUUCCAGCUUCCCCACGGCGUCCUGCCAGACCCGAGCCUCUUCUACAACAAAACCGCUUAUAGUGGCAUCACACCGGCAUCCACGCAGACCUUUUUCCCCUUCCCACCCGUCGCCAGUGACUACAGGGGAUCUGACCUGCAGGCUGGAGAGUUUGGGCAACCCAAGCACUGGUAUCCCUUCGCUGCGCCCGAGUACACCGGCCAGGUACCCGGCGUAACAGCAGCUACCCAGCCUAUAAACCUGAGCCCCCCCAUAGCCGAGACCCGGGAGCAAAUCAAACUACCCGAAAUAAAGACUGAGAAGGACACCGGUGAUGACUACUCAACGGAGAUAAAGGUUCAGCAGUACGCAACACCGCCAGCCUCCGCCGCCAUGCCCCAUGGAGUCUUCUACUCUCCGGCCUGGAACCCGUCCUUCUGGCCCGGGAUCACCCAUAUCACACCACCCGGCAGCAAUAACCAAAAUCCCUCAACAUCCUCUGCAUCUUCACCAUCUAUGUCCCCUUCACCCCCAAGCAACGGGUUAUCAGGGAACGCGUUUUUCAACGUGAACGCAACCCAGGCUGCCACCGGACCCCAGACGCAGAACCCGGCCUCUUCCACGCGGAGCAGCGGGUCUUCCAGCGGCGGGUGCAGCGACUCCGAGGAGGAGAAUCUUUCCACCGAAGAACUGGAGCAGUUCGCUAAAGAGCUGAAACACAAACGCAUUACCUUGGGUUUCACUCAAGCUGAUGUUGGCCUUGCCCUGGGUAACCUUUAUGGUAAGAUGUUCAGCCAGACGACUAUUUGCCGCUUUGAGGCUCUGCAGCUGAGCUUCAAGAACAUGUGCAAGCUGAAGCCCCUUCUUCAGAGAUGGCUGAAUGAGGCAGAGACCUCGGAAAAUCCCCAGGAUAUGUACAAGAUUGAGCGAGUAUUUGUUGACAGCAGAAAGAGGAAGAGGAGGACCAGUCUGGAGGGAGCUGUGCGCUCUGCUCUGGAGUCUUACUUUAUUAAAUGUCCCAAGCCCAACACCCAAGAGAUCACACACAUCUCGGAUGACCUUGGUCUGGAGAGAGAUGUAGUACGUGUUUGGUUCUGCAACCGAAGACAGAAAGGAAAGCGCCUGGCCUUGCCACUGGAUGAGGAGUGCGAUGGCCAGUACUACGAGCAGAGUCCUUCCCCACUGAACAUGGCCCCCUCCCCCGUUCCCAGUCAGGGCUACCCUGCUUCCAGCUACCCUGGUGCCCCUCCUCCCACGCUGUACAUGCCCCCGCUUCAUCGGCCUGACGUCCUGAAACAAGCCCUGCACCACGGACUGGUUAGUCACCUGACUGGAUAAACACGCUUAGGUAGUCCUGGCCAGAACCACAGAUUGCCUUCCCAAAGCCUCUGUCCAACCCCAACUCAUGCUGAAGACGAGCCUCUAAAUCCAGUAACCAGAUCCACCGAUCAUGGGAUAGAAACAUUCCAAGUGUGGAGGCUCGUCUGCUGACUGCAGCAGUGAGAUGGCUCAACGUGGUGGUGAAACUCAAUGAACUGCCAUGGGCUACAUCCUCUUACCAUUGACCCUGCAACUCAACACCAACAACUGCUUUGACUUGGAGGAAAAUUUAAACGUUGCUGAAUGUGCCUUUUCUGUUUUUUUUUUUUGGUUUUUUUUUUGUGUUCUUGGAUAUUGCAUAGUAAAUUAUUCCAGUGAGAUUUGAUGCUACAGUAUAUGGUCGAUUUGUGGAGUGAGGAUGGAGUUGUAAGUGUGAGCAGGUUUAAAGAGCCAGGUUAUUCCUUCCACCACUGCUAAAUCCCGGGUAGGUUUUCUGUGGCGCAGAUGAGGAAAGAUCUGGGUUAUCAAAGGAAUCACAAUGUGAGGGAUGCCUCUUUAAACAGAAUUCAUCGUCAACAGUUUGGUCAGUGUUUGUGCAAUACUCCUGUGUCCCAUCUGAAUAGAGCAGCUACAGUAUUUGUCUGAACGGUCUUGUCAUUGAAAUGGAAAAUGCAAAUUCUCAUUCAGGGUGCAUUUUUCCCUUUGAUUUUGCACAAAGUUGAUUUUGUAAUGUUGAAUAUUAUCUUUUUUUUUUUUUUUUUUUUUUUUUUUUUUUUAAAUGUCUCAUUUGUAUACCAAGCCCAGCCCUGUGGUUGUUGAUUGUCAUUGACAUCUUUAGCAAAUAUUCUGCCGUUGUUGGGGGACUGAGAUUCAAAGUAAUAUUUUCAGGGAAUGUGACUUGUUGUUACUCACAGGUGUCAUAGCUGCUAAUUCUGCCAAUUGCACACUGUCUAUUUUCUCAAUGUCUCAGGUGAAUGGUAGUGAGAAGUCCGACCUGAAUUGGUUCAUUAUGCAGUCAAGUUGAGGCUAUGUUGUAUUUCAAAACCUCCAUUUUGUUUUUAAUGUAAAGAGUUUUUUUUUUUUGUUUAUGAAAUGCUGAAUAACACUUGAUACUAAAAGUGAAGUUUGGGUGCUCAUUGGAGUGUGCUCAUUGAAGUGUUCUCUUGUCCGGUCCUAUUGUGGUGUUUUUUUUUUUUUAACUCCGAUUACGUUUUAGAAAUAUAUUAAAUUUCAUGUAGUCACUCUUGACUAUACCUCCAUGACUUAGAAAUCCUUAUAGGUGACCAUGAAUUUUUUUUUUAAUUUUUCUUUUUUAGCAAGAC